GACUUGUCACAUGGAAUAAAAUAGCAAAUAUGCGAUUCAAAGAUAAACCGGCAACCGUUUUUUCAAAGCGACGGAAGUUCCUAUUUUGGACGCUAUUGAUAACAUUUCUUUUUUCAGAUCAUUUAAGAUAAAACAGCUAAAAAGGGCCUACCAAUUUCUUGAACUUUUUAAACUUUCCAAUAUUUUUUAUUCCUUUUUUUUAGCAAACUGUUUUUACAAAGCAAACAGUAAAAAUAUGAAUUCCGAACAUAUCUUCGAAGAAUUUUCCAAUAAAGGAUAUGCUUUGAUUGAAAACUUUAUAAGCUCAGCUGAAGUGGAUAAACUUCUUCAAGAAUGUUCAACAAUUGUUCAGAAUAUGGAACUUCCAGAACACUGUUCUGUAUUUCAUACUGGGAAAGAUCAAGCUCGAGAUGAAUAUUUUAUAACUUCUGGUGACAAAAUAUCUUUCUUUUUUGAAAAGGAUGCUGUUAAUGAUAACGGUGAGCUUAUGGUGGAAAAAGAAAAAUCUUUAAAUAAAAUAGGGCAUGCUUUACACUGGUUGAAUCCAUCUUUUAAAAAAGUGACAUUUAGUGAGAAGGUUAAGGAUGUGUUAAAAAGCUUACAAUACAAAGACCCUGUUGUUGUACAGAGUAUGGUUAUUUUUAAACAUCCUGAGAUUGGUGGUUUAGUAACACCUCAUCAGGACUCUACAUUUUUGUACACUGAGCCUCCAAGUGCUGUAGGACUCUGGAUUCCACUUGUUGAUAUCACUCUUCAGAAUGGUUGCCUAUGGUUCAUUCCAGGAUCACAUAAAGAAAACAUUCAUCAAAGGUAUGUUAGAAAUCCUAGUGGUAAUCCAUCAUUAGUACUUAAAGGAGAAAUUCCCUCAUUUGAUGAAAGUUUAUAUGUUCCUGUACUUCCAAAAAAAGGAGAUUGUGUGGUUAUUCAUGGCUCUGUUAUUCACAAAAGUGGAAAAAAUACUUCAGACAAAUCAAGACCUAUUUAUACUUUUCAUAUUGUUGAGCAAAAGGAAACAGAAUACAGUAAAGAAAAUUGGUUACAACCAUCUGAAGUAUUGCCAUUUCCAUCAGUAUAUUCGAAUUAAAAUUUCAUACUGUGCAGAUUAUAAGGAUUUGUAAUAUUUAUAUCAAAAGUGAUUAUAUUCACCUUCCUCUAAUUUUUCUAACUAAAAAUUCUAAAUGAUGAUAUUGUUAUAAACGCCUCUAAUGGUCCAAGAUUAUUUUAUCAAAUUUA
Molecule: messenger RNA, 1233 nt
Organism: Argiope bruennichi
Lineage: Eukaryota; Metazoa; Arthropoda; Arachnida; Araneae; Araneidae
Product: phytanoyl-CoA dioxygenase domain-containing protein 1-like
Exons: 11
Coding region: 236-1084 (282 amino acids)
Source: RefSeq, a predicted model, not a curated record